AAACGUCACUUCCAUCCUUUACCUUAGCAACCCAUUUCGCCGUGACGACAGGAGAAAAGAGCCGCUUCUGGCACCGGAAGUUCCCCCUCCCCCGGGCCGGCCCCGGAGCUGCACCGCCUGGGGGAGGUGGGGUGACGGAGCUGAGACAGACAGCCUUCAAGUUUGUCAAAAUGACCGAGAGACCUGAUAUCCUGCAUUUCCAGUUUGAAAACUAUGGCGACUCAAUGCUGCAGAAAAUGGACAAACUAAGAGAAGAGAACAAGUUUUGUGACAUCACAGUCCGUAUAGAUGAUCUUGAAAUUCAUGGUCACAAGAUUGUGUUUGCCGCUGGCUCUCCCUUCUUAAGGGACCAGUUCCUGCUAAAUGACUCCAGAGAAGUGAAAAUUUCCAUCCUGCAGAGUUCUGAAGUAGGAAAGCAGCUGCUCCUGUCCUGCUACAGUGGAAUUCUGGAGUUCCCCGAGAUGGAGCUGGUGAAUUACUUGACAGCUGCCAGCUUCCUUCAAAUGAGCCACAUUGUGGAACGCUGCACACAGGCCCUCUGGAAAUUCAUCAGACCAAAGCAGCAGUUAGAGAAAAAAGAACCAAGUGAGAAACAAACUGACUCUUCAGAGCCAAAGGGACCACCAGCAGUGGCAGAAGAAGAGGAGGAGGAGGAGGAGGAAUCUUUGCAGCCAGAUUCCCCAUGCAUACAGCCCUCUGAGGACAGCAUGGAUAUGGAGGAUAGCGAUAUACAAAUAGUGAAAGUAGAGUCCAUUGGAGAGGUUGCAGAUGUCAGAAACAAAAAGGAUCAGAGCGCCUUUAUUUCUUCAGAGCAGAGUACUCUUCAUUCAUCUGAGCCGCAGCACUCCCUAAUCAAUUCCACAGUGGAGAAUCGAGCCAAUGAAAUGGAGCAAAGCCAGCUGCAUAACUAUUCCCUCUCAUAUUCAGGGGGUGAUAACCUCUUUGCAUUUGGCCCCAGUAAUCGAGGAGUAGACAAAGGGCUCCAGUGGCACCACCAGUGUCCCAAGUGCACCCGCGUGUUCCGGCACCUGGAGAAUUAUGCCAAUCACUUGAAAAUGCACAAGCUAUUCAUGUGCCUGCUUUGUGGCAAGACUUUCACGCAGAAAGGCAACCUCCACCGGCACAUGCGGGUGCAUGCUGGAAUCAAGCCCUUCCAGUGCAAGAUCUGUGGAAAGACCUUCUCGCAGAAAUGCUCCCUGCAGGAUCACCUCAACCUUCACAGUGGGGACAAGCCACAUAGGUGCAACUAUUGUGACAUGGUUUUUGCCCACAAGCCUGUCCUGAGGAAGCACCUCAAACAGCUCCAUGGCAAAAACAGCUUUGACAAUGCCAAUGAGAGAAAUGUCCAAGACAUCACUGUUGAUUUUGAUUCCUUCAGCUGCAGCUCAGCAGUGGACUCAAAAACAUGCCUGCAAGGUGAUGCCAGCCAGGUACUAGAUGGGGGAAAGCUGGCCCAGGCAGUACUUAGUUUACGGAGUGAUGGUGCUUGUGUAAACUAGAGCAGUCUCUUUUUGAGCAACAAAGUAAGAAGAAAUGUCUGGGGUUGUUUUGGACUUUUACUUGACCAUCAAAAUCCCAAAAGUUCUGUUGAAUCACUUUUAAGAGCAGGUAGGCAUAGGCCCACAAUGCAAAAAGGGUGGUUUGUGUUAGUUCGUGGUUCAUGUAAUCACCCUGAACUAGAGGUUCAUUCCGUGAUUUGUCCAGUUGCCUGAACUGGUUCAUAGUUUAUUAUUUGAUUUGGUUUGGGAGGUGCAAAAUCCACCAGGAGUCUUCAGCAGGCUCUCCUCCAUCCGCCCUCCAAGUUCGGCGAAGAUUGGAUUUGGAAUGUCCAAAUUAUAGCUCCCCAAAGCAGGUGCCCCCAGGAAAGCUCAGUUUCAGCUCUCACAAUGAAAACUAACUCUUCUCUCUUUGUGCUGCAGUGCAAAAUAAAAGCAGUGGAGUCAUGGUGUCUAUUCCCAUAAGGUAGAAUGGGAGGUCCAUGGUCGGCUCCCAGAGCUGCAGCUAUGGACAACUGCUAUGGUUGUUUCUUGGGGUCCCAGAAGUCCACCCCCAGAGUUGCAUAGGAAUUGAUUGAAUCGGCACCAGGCUGUCUGGGGAAAUGAACCGCAAAGACAAAUCAAACAAAGCACUAAGGGAAAAAGGGGAUUUGUUUUCCAGUUUGGGCAUGGUGUGAGUGAACAAAUCAUGAAUUGGCCCAUUUUGAGCACAAAUCACAAUUCAUGGUUCAGUUUGUGCCCAUGUCUAGUAGCAGGUCUUCAGCUUCCAACAUAGAUGUGUUCUAUGACUUCAGCUAUCUUUGUUCCUACUGGGAGAAUGCCAGUUAGCACAGCCCUGCCUCCAUUGAUAUUUUGAGCACUUAUGCUUCAGAGCCUCUCUCCAAAUAGUGGUGGUUGGUUUAUGCAGCCAAGGAGCACUUACCUGCUUAUAGGCCAAGGGUUGGAAAAUGUAGGGAACAGAAUUGCACUUCCAGAACUGGGUUUCUAAGCUAAAACAACCUUGAGUUCUUGAAGAAGGGGGAAAAAGCACUGGAUCAUUAUAAGCUUGUUGACAUUUGUUAGCCAACCAUGGGCACUUUUUAAAAAAAUGUUUGUUAAAAGCAUCAGGUAUUGGCUUUUCUUACCUUACAAUGACAUCAGCCUCUUAUCUAGUUUGACUCCUUAAACUGUCUAAAGGUUCUGUGCUAGGAAGGGAAGCCAGACAGAUUUGGCUGCUGCUGUAGCUAAGAGAAGAAUUUUCCUUUUGCUGUAGCACCUAGCCCUUUCCUUUGUGCUCUACUUAAGCACAUUUUCCCAUUGGCCCUCUUCUGUCCUCACUCCCUUCCCUUAUCUCAGCCUUUGCGGAAAAUGUGAAGUUAGACUAGAGAAAAGUUAAAAGCUGCAUGCCCCCCUUGUCUGUCUGUGCCUUCUCCCUAUACUGCUUUUUAGGUCUGGGGCAGCCUCCCUCUUUCAGGCCAACAGUCUGCCUCCUCAGUAAAAUACCAGAUGGUUUUAUAGCAAAGGGUUUUCCCCCCUUAAUUAGUCUUCCCUUUACCUGUCCUUUUGUUGUCACUUCAAACUCUCACUGCUUGUGGUUCCUUGGUCCUUGCCCUGUCUCAUCCUUCAGUAAUCUUGAUUGUAAGCAUUCUGGAUUGAGGCCAGGAAUCCUCAGUGUUGUGAAUGAUGUUUGGAAUGCUGCUGGCACUCAAGAUAUAAUUAGAAGUAAUAUUACGGGGUGGGGGGUGGUGGCAUCACCAGGUGAAGCUAAAUGUUUCUGAUUCAUCAAAGUUCUUAAAGAUAUAGGCACUCCAGGACAGUUACAAGGCUGUAACUUAUGAAUAUAUUAAAAUGUGGGGGAUGACAGCCUGAAUUGGUGGAUGUGUUAGAGAGGACUGGAGAUAAUAGCAUGCCAGUCACAGCUGAUUCAUGGCUACCCCAUGAAGUUUCUUUCUGUUCCCAUCCUCUGGUCCCCAGGCCAUUGGGUCUCUCUGGAUGCAUCUAGACUGAGCCUGGACAUGUUCCUGAGCAGUGCUCUGUGCUCUUGCUAUUGUGCACAGAAAGGCAGACGCAGGAUGCAGAAAAAGAAUUCUCUGAUAUCAUUGUCCAAUGAGUCAUUGGACAAUGAUAUCAGAGAAUUCUUUUAUGAGUGCUCUUGGGGCACAUGCAAAAGAUGUAACUUGUGCAUACAGCUUUUUCCACUAGAUUGUCCUGCCUUACGUAUGCUUCCCUCAGAUCGAAAAGCAGUUUCCCUCAGUUUCCAGUAAAACAUUGCUUUUGUUUAUAACUUUAAAAAAUACAACUUGCUACUAUGCCAGCUUUAAAACUUUUUGAGCUUAAAGUGGAAAAAACUUCUCUUUUGCAACAGGGUGUUCUUAGACUGAUCUUUUUGUAGCUGUAACACUGCCUAUAUCUUUCUGCAAAACCUAAUCACAUCAGGCAGAAAAACCUUUGUGCUAUACACUGGCUGGGAUUGGCAUGUAGUGCCCACAUCUGCUUUACAGCAAUCCCCAUCCAGACUUCUGAGAAAUAAAAGGCAUUAAAUGAAAGGAGACCCUCUUACACACAUGCAUACAUCUAAAUUUAUUUUCCAUCCUCUUGCUUUGAAUGUCGGUCCCCUCCGUGUUCUGAUGGAAGAGGAAAUCUGGGAUGUAGGGGGAGUUCAAAAAAUUUAGCAUUAAAUGGAGGUGGGGGUUCAGCCUGCUUCCAGCUAGAGAAACUGAUUGCUGAGCAGGAACUAUUUCAUGGCACUGUCCAGUAUGCUGGAGGUGGGUGGCACUGUAGGCACCAUGGCCCUGUUGAAGGAAUCCAAUAUGGGAAAGGCUAUGCUUGACUUAGGGCCAAAUCUUAAAAACUGUUCUUUUUGAGAAACAAGACUUCUAGUUAACAGUCAAGGCUGCUGAGACUGCGUGCUUGAACCGAAGAGUGCCCAAAGGAUCACUCAUGAUGGUGUGUGUGUGGGUGUGUGCGUGCACAGAAACAUCCCAUUGACUCAAAAUAAAAUAGCUAUACCAUC
Messenger RNA from Heteronotia binoei (common prickly gecko), 4488 nucleotides. RefSeq names its product zinc finger and BTB domain containing 26 (gene ZBTB26). Gene Ontology annotation, molecular function: protein binding. The transcript is spliced from 2 exons. Bases 171 to 1499 code for a protein of 442 amino acids. The record is from RefSeq and is a predicted model, not a curated record. NCBI's taxonomy places the organism in Eukaryota, Metazoa, Chordata, Lepidosauria, Squamata, Gekkonidae.